AUGGCAGAACAAACCUCCCUUUCCUCCACCAGCAGCUCUCCCAACAACCCAAAUAAUUCCAUUCCUCUCAACGAUUCCUCGAAACCAGACUCUGCCACACCCACACCUACGCCCUCCCACCUCACCCAAGCCCCCAUAGCCUACGAAAUGGAAACCUACACCCGCGGCCUGUCCCCGCACUACUCCCGCCCAGCCAUAACAUUCCAGUCGACCGAAUGGGAACCGCAAGCCUGCGCGCGCCUCUCGACCGACGCGCGAGGGUACGUGUACGGCAGCGCAGGGCAGCGCGAGACGUGUGAGAAGAAUCGGGCCGCGUUUCGGAAGUGGAGUGUUGUGCCGAGACGGAUAGGAAGGAAGGGAGGGGAGGAAGGGAAAGGGCGGGGGCUGAUAUUCACCAGGGUCGCCACAGACUCCUUCCCUGAUCUGAGGGUGAAAGUACUAGGCGAAGAACUCGAGAGCCCAAUCGCCGUGGCGCCGGUAGGCGUACAGAGAAUUUUCCACCCGGAAGGGGAGGAAGCGGUCGCGAGGGCUUGUGCGAGCGUAGGCGUGCCGAUGUGUAUGAGUACGGCGGCGAGUGCUAGUAUUGAGGAUGUUGCGGUCGCGAAUGGUGGGGAACGUACUGGUGGUGGUAAGGGGAAUGGUGAGGGGAAGGAGCGGAUCGAGGGUGGAGGGAGAAGGUGGUUCCAGCUCUACUGGCCCGCGAACAAAGAUAAUGAUAUCACGAUCAGUCUACUUACCCGGGCGAAGAAAGCGGGAUUCACGGUCUUGUUCGUGACGCUAGAUACGUAUACUGUGGGCUGGAGGCCGAGCGAUUUGGAUAAUGGGUACAAUCCGUUUAUCAGGGCUGAUAAUAUUGGUGUAGAGCCUGGGUUUUCGGAUCCGGUGUUUAGGGGCAAGUGGAGGGGGAAGUAUGGGGUUGAGGUUGAGGAGAUGAAGGGGGAGGCGGCGAGGGCGUGGACGGGGACUGUGUUUCCGGGCUUUAGUCAUGGGUGGGAGGAUGUGGCGUUCUUGAGGGAACAGUGGGAGGGGCCGAUUGUGUUGAAGGGGAUUAUGAGUGUGGAGGACGCGAGGAAGUGUGUGGAGGUGGGUGUGCAGGGGAUUGUGGUGAGUAAUCAUGGGGGGAGACAGAUGGAUGGGGGGUGA
Messenger RNA from Bacidia gigantensis, 1143 nucleotides. RefSeq lists its product as uncharacterized. The coding region runs from base 1 to 1143 and encodes 380 amino acids. Gene Ontology annotation, molecular function: oxidoreductase activity; FMN binding. The record is from RefSeq and is a predicted model, not a curated record. The transcript is spliced from 2 exons. NCBI's taxonomy places the organism in Eukaryota, Fungi, Ascomycota, Lecanoromycetes, Lecanorales, Ramalinaceae.